This is a messenger RNA of Mandrillus leucophaeus (drill), 1612 nucleotides long. RefSeq names its product ribonuclease, RNase A family, 13 (non-active) (gene RNASE13). Gene Ontology annotation, molecular function: nucleic acid binding. The coding region runs from base 139 to 609 and encodes 156 amino acids. The record is from RefSeq and is a predicted model, not a curated record. NCBI's taxonomy places the organism in Eukaryota, Metazoa, Chordata, Mammalia, Primates, Cercopithecidae. The transcript is spliced from 2 exons.
AUCUUUACUCAGAAACCUUUCUAGCCUCUCCUCAUCUCCUGACUGUCUUGGCCUCGGCAAGAAGAACACCCGUCCCUACCCAGCUGUCUUCAGCUCCUGUCCUUCCUCCCAGCUGCCAGAGAAUUAUCAGCAGGAGGAAUGGCACCAGCUGUGACCCGGCUCCUUUUCCUUCAGCUUGUUCUAGGGCCAACUCUGGUCAUGGACAUCAAGACGCAGAUUGGCAAAAAGAAAUUCUAUGCUUUAAACAUUGACUAUCCCAGGGUUAUCUUCCCAAAGGGUUUCCAGGGCUAUUGUAAUGGUCUGAUGUCCUAUAUGCGGGGCAAGGUGCAAAAUUCGGAUUGCCCAAAGAUCCAUUAUGUGAUACAUGCCCCUUGGAAGGUCAUCAAGAGGUUCUGCAAGUAUAGUGACAACUUCUGUGAUAAUUACAAUGAAUACUGCACGCUCACCGAGGAUUCCUUCCCCAUCACGGUCUGCUCCCUGAACUACCAACAGCCACCCACCAGUUGCUACUACGAUAGCACCCUGACCAACCAGAAGCUCUACCUACUCUGCUCCCGCAAGUAUGAAGCUGAUCCAAUAGGUAUCAUCGGUCUCUAUUCGGGAGUUUAAUUCCUGAGUCAUUCCCCAACCUCUACCACCACAGACCAGCCUGUCUCCAUUUCCAACACUCUGAUUCCUGUAACAAGACUUCCUUCCUGACUUCUGAGGCAGGCAGAGUCCCCUCCCAAGAGACCAGGUGGGUGGGAAAAUGUCCAGGGCUUUGAUCACCAUGCGAAGUGGUGCUAUCUUCUAGGUUCUUUCCAGCUUGUUUACCCCCUCUUCACCCCCACCUCCUCAUCAUCCUCCCUCUCCCAGAGACAGUAAAACCCACCCAAGAAGUUGACUGUGUCCAGUUGGCAGUGACUGUCCACCCACUGGGCCAGAUCCUAAGUCCUGGAUGGAGGCCCAGGGCCUCAGCUCACACCAUGGCAACAGGCACCAGCUCUGAGUCUCACCUCCCCAUUCCCACCACCCUUCUCGUCUCAGCCUCCCCUAGUUCCCUUAUAAUUCCCUCCACUCACCCACCUACUCAGGGGAUAUGGCUAGCUAUAGGAACCUCCCUGAGGCCUUCAGACUCAUGUUAGCCUCACUUCCCCACAACCCCCAGUUUCCAGCCUGUUUCUCUCUGUGAAAUCAUUGUUUCUCCCUUCAUAUAACUUUCCUCUCCUCUUUCCUUUUACUAUGGAGCCUAGGACUGUCUCUCCCCCCAACUCCCCACCACCUUAGUCACCCUGCCUUCCUUUUUCCAACCUCUUUUUCUUCCAGUCUUCUUACCUUGGCUCACUGGCAUUUCAAGGUAUCUUCUCUCAUCCAUUCCACAGAGGUUCCUGCUUCCCUUCUCUUCCAGAAGCUCCUCCCAAAUCCCCCAGACUCCAGAGUCUGCCCCUGACCAGGCAGGGAAUGAGGCAGGCCCAGCUCUAAUCAAACAUAAAUUUCUAAAACCACAUCUGAGUACGUAAGAUGUAACCAUUGGAGGAAACUGGGUGAAGGGCACAAGAGACCCCUCUGUACUAUUUUUUUUUUGUAACUUUCUGUGAAUCCAUAAUCAUUUCAAAAUAAAAAGUUAAGAACA